Molecule: messenger RNA, 754 nt
Organism: Moneuplotes crassus
Lineage: Eukaryota; Ciliophora; Spirotrichea; Euplotida; Euplotidae
Source: the annotation of a GenBank genome assembly
CAAAUGGGAGGAGGGCCUAGUAAAGGAAAUAAAAUAAAAAGAUCGACUUUGAAAAAUUACAUGAAAAGCAAAGAUGAGAAAAUGGACCCAGAGGUGUUCUCAGCAAUCGCCAAUAGGUUUAUGAUCAUACUUCAAGCUAAAGAAGGCAGGAAGAUUGAUUCAAAAGUUGCUCUUCGGACAUCAAAAAUCCCAUUGGCGAGUAUCAGUCAGAUCCCUGAAUUACAACUCAACCCUUUGUUGGGAAGACUCCUAGAGACUGCUAGAGAGGAUAUCGAUGAAGACGAGAUUGAUUUUGAAUAUUUUGUUAAAAUUUUAAAGGUGCUCUCACCAGACACAGACCCAACUAUUAAGAAAAGACUCCUGUUUAGAAUGAUAGAUAUCACAGGAGAUGAGAUAAUAACUCGUAGAGAAUUUGUCCUGUUCUUUAUCAAUGUUUUCUGCUCGAGAAGUCAUUUCAAUGAGGAUGAAAACGAAGGCGUUUCAAGGCAGUUCCUUAUUGGAGGGAGGCAAAUUAAUGAAUGAUACAGAAACAUAGACAACAUUCUCUCAGGAGUCUCUGGAAUAACUUCAAAUGAACCAGAGUCUGCUCGCUCGAAGCCUCAGAUGGAUAAAUAACAUCAACGAACCCAACAGACAGAUCAAUAUCGGACCUAGUGGAGAGACCAAUGCAGAUCAGCAGCUUAAAUUUGAAGACUUUGAGAAACUUGUCACUGAUGAAGACGCUUUCCAAUAUCUCACAAUAUAUUUCUACUAA